Molecule: messenger RNA, 2418 nt
Organism: Pomacea canaliculata
Lineage: Eukaryota; Metazoa; Mollusca; Gastropoda; Architaenioglossa; Ampullariidae
Exons: 2
Coding region: 459-950 (163 amino acids)
Source: RefSeq, a predicted model, not a curated record
UCUUUCUGGUGGAUCAUUGUGAGUGCUACAAUCAACACAGGGAUAUGUAACAAAAUAGUUGAUAUUUUGCGCUCAUGUUUUCGUGUCUUCCAAAGCAAUUACACGUUUUGCUUUUUUUUCUAUGUACUCUUCCUAUCGGCAAUACCCUCCCUGGUAAAUUAGCCGUUAUUAUCAGGCGCUGGGUCUAUUAUCUUUUCUUCGCACUCCAUGCCGGGUUGAGAGAAAUGUAAUCGCACGGUCACCAGAGCCUACACAGCCAAGUCCACUCGUUUAACAAAUGAAAAAGAAAGAGCUCUUGCGAGCUACGCCCCUUCAUACGAUCUGUGCCUCUCGAGUCGACAAACUGCCAAACGCCUUCAGUGAGGUCGACAAAGCAAACACCACACAGCCACAAGUUCCCUCCACUCGCACAGUCGUGACUCUACAGCUUUCUAAACCUCGGUUAAGGAAAGCGAAACAUGGGUGAUUUCAUCAACUUCAGUGUUCUGAAUAGCAACUUAAGUGUCAACUUCAGCGACAUCAGAAAAAGUAACUUCGAUGUCAACACCGUCCUCACCGUGCAGGCCACGUUCGGACUUCUGGAUACCUUGAUUGGUUCCCUGGCAAACGCUUUUCUGCUCCUGGUCAUCCUGACUUCCGGCAAGCUGCGCAACGACAUGCGUAAUGUGCUGAUUGCAAACCUUGGCCAUCGCCGACUUUUUGGUGGACGUCCUAUGCCAGCCAUUUGCUGUCGACAUCUCCUUUCGGCCAAACUGGGCCCACGGCUGUUACUUCUUCCUGUUCCUCCAGUUCUUGAACGCCGUAGCUUUCAGCUUCAUGUCUCUCUGGGGCAUUAUCGGCAUCGACGCUUUGCUCCUCGUGCGCAUUGCGCGCAGUUCGCCGCUGACGGCGGUUGUGACGUCGGUUGUGACCUCGACCGUGUGGACGAGGAGGCUACAGCUCGCGCUUGAAGGUCCUGGUGGUGGCUUUUGCCAUGGUUGUUGUCCAUUGUAGCCGUGGUGCCAAUCUUCGUUGUAGGUUUACGUGUGUCCUUGAAAGAUAUGAAACCAGAUGAAAUCUGCUUCAUCCAUCUUUCUGAAUGGGCCGAAAGGUUCGUCAACGUGUUAUUCUUCAUUCUGCCUAUCAGCAUUCUCGUUGUCAUUUUCGUCACCAUCGCUAUCAUCUGCCUCAUUCGUCGCCGCAGAAGGAUGGGACUGUUAUCAUUCGCUCCCCCGACGCUGUCAAUGCCAUCAGACCUCGACACUUCCACGUCAUCACCAACAACAGCAAGGGCAAGACGAAGCCAGCACAUGGAGUCGGACCAGGAGCCGCUGAGCCCAUACAUCGUGGCCUCUUUCGUUACUAUAGUAAUGAUGGGCGCCAAACAUGCUUUCAUCAUGGGGCAAAACAGCAUUGACGUGAGCAUCGACGUCUUUGUCAUCUUGGUCAUGACCAUUCUCGUUCUGGGUCGACAUGAAGUCCACGGUGUUACCUUUUCUGUGGCUGUUUAUGUUUUCCGACAUAAAAGAGCAAGCGAGGCAUUUGAUAAAGUCGUGUCGAAAUAAAGUAAUGAGAGUCGAACCGGAACCCCCGAUUGAAGUGUCGGUAGCCUACACAAAUCUUUCGGAUGAUUAAGUUUCCUCUUUUAUCUUACAUCACUUGGACCUAGUGGAGUUAAAAGUAUAGACAGGUGGCUGUUUACGAGGCUGAUGUACCACCUGACAAUAGUGUUGCUCUCUGAACGAGGCUACAAUUAUGAACUGGAAGUAAAGAUUAUUAUCUGACUGCAGCCGGGUGCAGGAGAAGGAGAUCAGCAGAAAACCUGAAUUCUAAGUCUGGACUUUGUUCCAUAGCUACCGCUCUAGUGUGCACAUGUGGUUAAGCAUCUUUUCUCCAAACUUUAAGUCUGGUAAUCAUCAUCAUCAUCAUCAUCAUCAUCAUCAUCAUCAUCAUCAUCAUCAUCAUCAUCAUCAUCAGCAGCAGCAGCAGCAGCAGCAGCAGCAGCAGCAGCAGCAGCAUAUGCGGUGUCAUGACCCAAAGAGAUACGUAUGAUUCUUGGCGGCUAAUUUUUGAGUUGAUAAUUUGGUAUGUCCCGAAAACUAUAUUAUUAUUUUCCAAAAACCCCUUGGCAGUAAAACGGUUUCCCAUCAUAUCUUAAAGCAUUAGCAUAGCUGUAAAUGAUAUUUAUAUGCAGACUAUUCUCAUUCAACGUGUGUAUUCACACUUUUGUACGCAUACAACACAUGUGUGUCUUUAUCAAAAGAAUAAUAAAGACUUCACAGUGUAUAAAAUUACACAUAAAGGGAUGUAGUUUUUAUUUUCAACUACGAAUAGUAACAAUGUAUCAUGUUAUAAGGCAACAAUACUAGCCCCGCUGUAUUUUUAGUGGACUUCUCUCAUAGCCGUCUCCACAGCCAGCGCGUUAUCCAUUUGUCUUGG